CCUUUGCAACAAGCCACCCCCUUCCUCCAGCCAUAUAUACCUCCACGCCUCCUCCUCGCCCUUCUCAUCUCCUCAUCGAUCAUUCCUAGCAAGCUCGCCCUCUCUCGAGAAAACAGAAGGCUCUCCUCUCUCUCUCACGGAAAACAGAAGGCUCUCCGGCUCUACUCCCCCGAGCUCUACACCCCGGCCUCUGCAUCUCUAAUGGGGGAGCACGCGUACGACCACAGCAGCAGCAGCGGGGGCGGCAUGAGCCCGUCGACGCCGCCGGUGCAGCAGCGCAGGGGCCUCUCCCGCCACGCGACGGCGCCCAGGGCCACCACAACGCGGCCGGCGAUAAGGAUCAUCCACAUCAUCGCGCCGGAGAUCAUCAAGACCGACGUCGACAACUUCCGGGACCUCGUGCAGCGCCUCACCGGGAGGCAGCACCACCAGCCGGCCGACGUCACGGCGAACGACCGCGCGGCAGUGACGGUGGGCGUGGCGACCACGCCGCCGUCGCCCGUAGAGGAGAAGCCGCAGCCGCAGAAGAAGAGGCUGGCACCAGCGCCGGCGCUGGCGGACGAUUUCGUGGCGCAGCAGGAGAACAAGAGGAGGAAGAAGAUCAAGUGCGAGGUGGUGAAGGUGGAGGAAGGAGGGUUGGGCUACGGCGGCGGCGACCUCGACUUCAGCGAGCUGUGGAUGGAUCUCAACCCCGGGGGCUUCCUGAGCUUCUUGGAGGAGGACGUGUUCCAGGGGAUGAUGGCUCCUGACCUGCUGCAGCAGCCGCUGGGGGCGCCGAGGAUGGAUUUAGUUGGUGAAAUGUGCGCCUCCUUUCUGGCUUAGUUAGUUAGCCAGAGCUGUUCUUGUGAUCUUUAUCUUGUUUUUGUGAGAAUUUUUUGCACUUUGGUUGAGAGAAAUGGAUUCUUUUCUCUCUUUCACUAGAUGAACAUAUUUACAGUGGUCUUGAAAGAACUUGCGCCCAUGGUUGCAAAUACUAGUAGUGAUUAUGUAAGCCUCCCUGGUGGGAUGAUGAUCAAUGAUCAUCCAAGGAAUAUGAUCGGUUUGGGUGCCUACAUUUGUUUUCGGUCUCGAUCAGAAAUGUAAAUAAUUGUUCCAUCUUGAAAAUGCCAUGUGGAGAACAAA
Messenger RNA from Triticum dicoccoides, 1122 nucleotides. RefSeq lists its product as uncharacterized. The transcript has a single exon. Gene Ontology annotation, cellular component: nucleus. Lineage: Eukaryota; Viridiplantae; Streptophyta; Magnoliopsida; Poales; Poaceae. The record is from RefSeq and is a predicted model, not a curated record. Bases 202 to 822 code for a protein of 206 amino acids.